Messenger RNA from Ctenocephalides felis (cat flea), 1782 nucleotides. RefSeq names its product esterase E4-like. The transcript has 8 exons. Bases 1 to 1782 code for a protein of 593 amino acids. NCBI's taxonomy places the organism in Eukaryota, Metazoa, Arthropoda, Insecta, Siphonaptera, Pulicidae. The record is from RefSeq and is a predicted model, not a curated record.
AUGGUGAAAAAGAAAGCAGAAUUAUUGAACAUCAGUCGCGAGGAACGCAUGGUUAUAACUAUAGGAAUUAUCCAAGAAUUAGUUGCUGCUCAUGACGCAGGCAAGGAUGUGAACUUGAAUCGUAUGAAAUCUAGAAUUUCUUCGAAGUAUGGUUUAGAUAGCUCGCCCAGACUUGUGGAUAUUAUAGCUGCUGUACCUAGUGAACACAAGAAAACUUUGUUGCCUAAGCUUCGUGCUAAACCCAUUCGAACAGCUAGUGGGAUUGCAGUUGUAGCUGUGAUGUGCAAGCCACAUCGUUGUCCUCAUAUUAAUAUGACAGGUAACAUAUGUGUCUAUUGUCCUGGUGGUCCAGACAGUGAUUUUGAAUAUUCUACUCAAAGUUAUACUGGCUAUGAGCCAACAAGUAUGAGAGCUAUUAGAGCAAGGUACAAUCCAUAUUUGCAGACACGACAUCGAAUAGAACAGUUUGAAGAUGGUGUGAUCCCCAAAGACACGACAAAAAUCACCAUACAGCAGGGUGAUAUUUUGGGCAGAAUUUCGCGUUUGGGGAACGGGCGACCACUAUUUUCCUUCCAAGGGAUUCCCUAUGCAGCCCCGCCCGUUGGAAAGCUUCGAUUUAGGGCGCCACGUCCACGAGAACCAUGGUCGGGCAUAUACGACGCGACAGCUCCGGGUCCCUGUUGCCCCCAAAAAAGCCCCAAUAGUGGCCAAAUAAUUGGCGAGGAAGAUUGCUUGACCCUGAACGUGUACACCCCGCGUUUGCCCCGUACCGAAGGCGAUUUCACUGCGCGCCCUUUGCCCAUCAUGUUUUGGAUUCACGGAGGUGGCUUGCGUACAGGCUCAGCCGGUGAUGCACUGUAUGGCCCGGACUUUUUGGCCGCCCGGGAUGUGGUCGUGGUGACCGUUAAUUAUCGCCUGGGACCAUUGGGUUUCUUAUGCCUGCACAAUGAGGACGCACAAGGUAACGCCGGUGGCAAAGAUAUAUUAGCUGCUUUGCGUUGGGUGCGUCAGAACGCUUCAGCUUUCGGAGGUGACGCCGGUUGCGUUACCGUAUUCGGCGAAGGAACAGGCGCCGCUUUAGUGCACGGUUUAAUGAUGUCGCCGCCUGCAAGAGGUUUAUUCCAUCGUGCAAUUCUCCAAAGCGGUUCCUUACUCGGCGAUUGGGGCAUAGAACACCGACCCCGCGAACGAGCUGCGGCUCUCGCCAAGGUUUUGAAUUGCGACGAUCGUUCGGCCUCUGGUCAGGCUGCUUUCCUGCGUAACGCGCCUGCCGGGGACCUUGUCGAGGCGGCGGAUGAGCUCAUAACGCCCAUGGAACGAAGACGCGGCUACGCAAUGCCGUUCUGCCUCAGUGUCGAGGGAAUGGGAUCCAUGGGACCCGCAGAAGAAAUGUUCUUGCCGGAUACACCUCAAGCAUUGUUCGAAGCAGGACGUGUUGCCAGGAUUCCUCUGCUUGCUGGAUAUAAUGAACACGAGGGAAUGGCGUUCCUUCCCGACUACAUUCGUGGGUUAAAGGACGUCGAUCGUGAUUUCGAGAAACUUGUGCCCGUGGGUCUUCGUCUGCACGAGAAGUCUCCGAGGUCAGUUGCGGUUGCGCGAAAAAUGCGCGAAUUUUACUUCGGCGACAUGCGGGUCGACAAGGACUCCUUACCGCAGCUGAUUGACCUCCUGAGCGACGUACAUGUGUCCCUUUUUCUCACCUUCUACAAGGUUGUGCAGCAAGAACAGUUUUUGGAAUAUAAACCUGAUGCAGUUUCUUCUACUUUUCAUGAUCCUGCUUAG